AUGGUCACAAAGUCAUUGGAUAUGAAGCUCGAAAAGCAUCCCGAUUCCGUCAGGAGUCUUAUUCAGGCCGCGUCUACCCAAGUUCACAUUUCCUUCGAUGGCUGGACAGCCAAUAAUAAGAUCCCUACCCUCGGAUUAGCCGCUUUCUUCUUGAAUCGUUCGUUUAAUGUAAGACAACUCUUAGGAAACGAAUUCAUUGGGUAUCUGUGUUUGCAAUCGAAAUAA
This is a messenger RNA of Lindgomyces ingoldianus, 225 nucleotides long. RefSeq lists its product as uncharacterized. The transcript has 2 exons. The record is from RefSeq and is a predicted model, not a curated record. The coding region runs from base 1 to 225 and encodes 74 amino acids. NCBI's taxonomy places the organism in Eukaryota, Fungi, Ascomycota, Dothideomycetes, Pleosporales, Lindgomycetaceae.